AUGGAAGAUGUGUCUAAUUUGAUACAACUUGCAUCACGGAUUACAGUUUUCAUCUACAACCACAAGUGGCUUCUAAAUUGGUUGAGAAAAAGACCUGGUUGGACAGAAAUUAUCCGUCCUGGGGCCACCCGAUUUGGCACAUCAUUCAUUGCAUUGAAGAGUUUACAUGAUCAUAAGCAUGAUUUGCAAGCUUUAGUAACCUCGCUUGAUUUCAAAAAGAUGUUGAAAGUGACUAAAGCUAAUGAUGUGAAAGACACUAUCUUAGAUCCGAAGUUUUGGAAUAAUUGUUUUAUAACGGUUCAGGUGAUGACUCCUAUCUUGAGACUUUUGCGUAUCUGUGAUUCCGAUGAAAAGCCUUCAUUAGGCUACGUUUAUGAAGGUAUGCUUAGGAUAAGGAAAGGAAUCAAAGAGUUGUUUAAAAGGAAAAGACGUAACUAUAAGAGGUAUGUUGAUAUUAUUGAUGCUCGUUGGGAUAAGAUGUUACGCAAAAGUCUUCAUGCAGCAGCUUAUUGGCUAAAUCCGAUAUUUCAAUAUGAAAAAGAUAAUCGUGAAGAAAAGGAUAAGGCAUGGGUAGGGGUGGUUGAUAUGAUUGAGAAGUUAACGAGUUUAGAUAAUAGUAUGCAAAUAACUAUUUCACACUUGGCAAAAUUUCGGGAUAAAGUAGGUACUUUUGGUCGAUCUAUUGCUUUGAAUUCCGUGGAGCUUGAGCGUCCCGGCCGAGAAUUCAACGAAGAAGAUAAUGUGGUUCAAGUUGAUGUUGUUGUUAAUGUUGAUCAUGGUGAUGGCGAUCUCGAUGAUGAUGAAUCGGAUUCGCAAGAUGAUUGGUAG
Helianthus annuus (common sunflower) is the source of this 828-nucleotide messenger RNA. RefSeq lists its product as uncharacterized. The transcript is spliced from 2 exons. Bases 1 to 828 code for a protein of 275 amino acids. NCBI's taxonomy places the organism in Eukaryota, Viridiplantae, Streptophyta, Magnoliopsida, Asterales, Asteraceae. The record is from RefSeq and is a predicted model, not a curated record.